AUUAUAUAAACAAACCCCCCACUGCUCUUUCAACAGCUCUAUCCCCAUACCAUUUCCCCUCUUUUCUUCUUUAUUUCUUCAUCUCUCUAAUUUUAUGAAAAUGGCAGGAGUUGCUAAUGCCCCAUUUGUUUGUGCAAUUUUAGUGUUCAGCAUGGUGGUGGUGCCAAGCUUGGCCACCGUUUACACCGUGGGAGAUUCCAGUGGCUGGACCCUGGGUGCUGAUUAUAGCACCUGGACCAGCGGCAAAAACUUUACGGUUGGUGAUAGCCUUGUGUUCAACUAUGGAAGUGGGCACACCGUUGAUGAAGUGAGCGAGAGUCACUACAACACAUGCACCACUGGGAAUGCGCUCACCACAGACAGCAGCGGUGGAACAAACAUCACUCUGAAGACCGCCGGGGCUCAUUACUUUAUUUGUGGUGCGGUUGGUCAUUGCGGCAACGGCAUGAAACUUGCUGUGACUGUCACAGAAGGAUCAACGUCUUCUGGAAAUGCCUCUUCCACCCCAACAACCACUUCUGGUCGCAACAAUCAUCACUCUAAUAAUGUUAACGAAUCAUCUUCCGGGGCUGCUCUCUCCCCAUUUUUCACUGUCGUAUUUACUUUUGUUGCAUUUUUUUAAGUUCGUUUGCUCUCAGUUAAGUGACCAGGAUAGAAACAGUGCUUUCUUUAUCUCUUUCUACUCCGUUUCCUGUUUGUAUUCAGGAGUUAUAUUCGGAUCCAGUGACAAGGUCCACAAUAUAGUGUUUACAGUCUCGAAUCCAAGCCCUUUUGUAUUAUCUUGGUAUUCCAGGCUUAAUCAAUCAAGCUAACCUUUGGGGCA
Molecule: messenger RNA, 823 nt
Organism: Mangifera indica (mango)
Lineage: Eukaryota; Viridiplantae; Streptophyta; Magnoliopsida; Sapindales; Anacardiaceae
Product: blue copper protein-like
Exons: 2
Coding region: 95-622 (175 amino acids)
Cellular component (GO): plasma membrane
Molecular function (GO): electron transfer activity
Source: RefSeq, a predicted model, not a curated record